GAGGGGCCGGGCCGAGCCCAGCCGCCUUUGUUAGCCCGGGCGGGCGCGGCCCCGGCUGUUCUCGGGCUAGGCUUCCCCGAGUGGCGUUCGCUUCCUGGGUCGUGGUCGAGAUGUCCUACAUCCCUGGCCAGCCGGUCACCGCCGUGGUGCAAAGAGUUGAAAUUCACAAGCUGCGACAAGGUGAGAACUUAAUCCUUGGCUUCAGCAUCGGAGGUGGGAUCGACCAGGAUCCCUCCCAGAAUCCCUUCUCAGAAGAUAAGACAGACAAGGGCAUUUAUGUCACACGGGUAUCUGAAGGAGGUCCUGCGGAAAUUGCUGGGCUGCAGAUUGGAGACAAGAUCAUGCAGGUUAAUGGCUGGGACAUGACCAUGGUGACACAUGACCAGGCCCGGAAGCGUCUCACCAAGCGCUCAGAAGAAGUGGUGCGUCUGCUGGUGACAAGGCAGUCGCUGCAGAAGGCCGUGCAGCAGUCCAUGUUGUCCUAGCAGUUAGCCCUGACUCAUGUCGCCUAUUUGUAUAGUGACAUCACUACCAUGCUCUGCCUACUUCCUGGCUUCUGUAUGCUGGACCUCAGCUCAGAAGGUGACAGCUGAUCCCCAGGCUAAGGUGGACUGCCUUCCCCUCUCACCCCAAGUCUGAGCCCUGGGAGCAGCAAUUUCCCUUGGACGCUGAGGCUUGGAAACCAGGGCCUGAAGCUGAGUGGUUGUGCAUCUGCAGUGAUCGAUUCAGCCCUCAGCCCUGCUGUGCCCAGGUGAACAGGAAACACCUGAGAGUUGCCAAAGCUGGGAAAUGCCAGGUGGGGCCACUUCUGUUUGCUAGGUUGAAGUGAAUGAGAUGGGCGGGUCUGUUUCCCUCCUCUCCUCCCACGGGUGCUGGCCUCCCGAGGGUUUGUCUGCUUAAAGGAUUUAGAUGAGUUCCAGAGCUAACAUUUCUGGGCAGCUCUCAGGAUUACAUUUUUUUUUCCUCUUCACCUGUGGGUUUAACUUUUGUAUUUUUAAAAUCAUAACUUUGAUACGAAGUGUUUUUAUCUUACUGUUUGGAAAAUGUCAAUUCCACUUUUGAAUUUAGCUUACUAAUUCACAUCUGGGAGCAACUCCUCUUAGCACACCAACAAGCCUUAAUUUGGUUAAAGUGGAAAUGGGGCGGUAUGAUGAUAUCCCACACUUGACAUCCUGUGCUGAAUAAACGAUGAAAUUCACGAGGGGUCUUCA
Molecule: messenger RNA, 1211 nt
Organism: Perognathus longimembris pacificus (Pacific pocket mouse)
Lineage: Eukaryota; Metazoa; Chordata; Mammalia; Rodentia; Heteromyidae
Gene: Tax1bp3
Product: Tax1 binding protein 3
Exons: 4
Coding region: 111-485 (124 amino acids)
Biological process (GO): neurotransmitter receptor transport, endosome to postsynaptic membrane; neurotransmitter receptor transport postsynaptic membrane to endosome
Cellular component (GO): adherens junction; postsynaptic density; postsynaptic membrane
Molecular function (GO): protein binding
Source: RefSeq, a predicted model, not a curated record